Messenger RNA from Boleophthalmus pectinirostris (great blue-spotted mudskipper), 2214 nucleotides. It is a transcript of the gene twsg1a, whose product is annotated as twisted gastrulation BMP signaling modulator 1a. Lineage: Eukaryota; Metazoa; Chordata; Actinopteri; Gobiiformes; Gobiidae. The coding region runs from base 144 to 827 and encodes 227 amino acids. The record is from RefSeq and is a predicted model, not a curated record. The transcript has 5 exons. Gene Ontology annotation, biological process: regulation of BMP signaling pathway.
UUGUGCGCACUACGACGCCCUCUGGCCACAGCAGCCGCCUCGCACUCAACACUCAACCAUCCUGGAGAUCUCCAAGGACAAAACAAGGCUCAUCCGCGGCCAAAAGAAAGGAAUUACACUUUUACCGAGCGCGCUGUAGUCCCAUGGUCCAGAGGUCCAGGAUGCGUCAGCUCUUCGUCCCUCUCUCCGCUGCCCUCCUCCUCCUCUUCCUCUCCGGGUUCAGUCUGACUCACGGCUGCAACAAGGCUCUGUGCGCCAGCGACGUCAGCAAGUGCCUCAUCCAGGAGCUGUGCCAGUGCCGUCCCUCCGAUGGAAACUGUUCCUGUUGCAAAGAGUGCAUGUUGUGUCUGGGGCACCUGUGGGAGGAGUGCUGCGACUGUGUGGGCAUGUGUAACCCUAAGAACUACAGCGACUCACCCGCGACCUCUAAGAGCACGGUGGAGGAACUGCACCGGCCCAUCCCUUCCCUGUUCCGCGCUCUGACCGAGGGAGACACACCCAUAAACAUGAUGGUGUGGUCGUUUCCUGUGGCUGAGGAACUGUCCCACCACGAGAAUCUGGUGUCUUUCCUGGAGACGCUCGAGAACCAGCACCAGAACGUGUCUCUGCCCGGCAACAGUAUCCAUGCCAACUAUGAUGGACAAGAGAGCAUGUGCACGGUGGUGUACUUUGACGACUGCGUAUCCAUCCACCAGUGUAAACAGUACUGCGAGUCUAUGGGAGGAUCCAAGUACCGCUGGUUCCACAACGCGUGCUGUCAGUGCAUCGGGCCCGAGUGUGUGGACUAUGGCUCCAAAGCCGUCAAAUGCAUGAACUGCCUUUUCUGAUCCCACCCAAACACCCCGGACUUUCACACUUUCACAACACGUUAAUAAAUGAUCAGAUGAUUUUUUUUUUGGUGAUGUCACUGUCUCAGAUGUAAUCCUAAUUCCUGUAUUGAUUUGUAAAGUGUUUUGAUGUGAAAAAUCGACAAAUGUUAUACCUAAUCAUUUAUAUUAGUAAUAAGUUUGUGUGAUUACAAUGCUGAAAGGUGUAAGAGACAAUAUGGGCAAACCUGAUUUACAAUUAUUAUCAAAUCAAAAUGUGUAUGAGUUCAAGCCACUGCCAAAAUUUUACCAAAAAAUAAGACAUUUCAUAUAUUUUUGGAAUUAUUGGAAAAAAUAUUGGAGAGUACUGUAUUAACUGAGGUAAGUCUGUUUUCCUAACUAUACAAAACUCGCUUCAAAAAGUUGGUUCAAAACAUGCAAGUGAAUUCAUUUACAAAUUUCAAAAUAUUUUUCUUUUCAAAAUAUUAACCUAAUCUGGCUACAGGAUAAUAUUUUUAAAUUUUAAAUGUGUGCAUAAUUACUUUUUUUUUCUUUUUCAGUCAAUACAACUUUUACACACAUGUUUAAGCGAAAUUUUAAAAAUCAAAUUUAAAAUGUUUGUAAUUUUUGCAAGUUUUAUACACCUAAAUAACAGUUUUUCUUAUCUCUUCUGCACUAAAGAGCUGCAGAACAAAUGUUUUCAAAAAAAGUUGUCUCAAAAUCAUAGACUGUAUAUAGAAAUGAACAUAGGAAGUGAGCAUGAGCGCACUUCCUGGCUCCACGGACUCUGGCACCAAUUCACUUUCUAUUGAAAAACCUUCACCCCUCUUUCUGUAACUGCUGCUGUCAUGCUCGCCGUUUUGGUCUUAAAAUGUUCGUAAUAACCCACUCUAUCCUGUGAUCCUGUUUUUUAUUUGCCAUUUUGUUGGUAAAUCAAGAUAUGAACAUUAAUAACAGACCAACAAGGUGCUGUCUUUUCCCCUCGAUGAGCUUCAUUUGACUGGAAAUGAACAUCACACUCUUGUCCACGUCUUUAUACAGUCCGUGUUCAAGUUAUGAAUUGUAGUUUUGUCCUUUUUAAACUUAUACUGUCACACAUUUUUGAUUCUUGUUUCUAAAAUAAUCCAAUCAAAUCACGAAAUCAGCGAUCAUUUUGUUUGCCCUGUUUGUAAAAAGUAGUGCCCCUCUGUAAAAUAGCCCCGCCCCUGCCCAAUAUAAAAGCCCUAAGCACAAUGUGUAAGUCUGCUGUGUUUUCCACUGUAUAUUUUUUUAGAUAUAUUUUCAAUAGUGUUUUUUACUAGAUGAGUUUAUGGUGAAUAUAAUGUAUUUUUACACUUAUGAUCGGCUGUUACGCAAGUCUUGUGCCAAAUAAAAACCUGUUUGGUGUUGGAGACAGUUAAAGAUGCAA